Molecule: messenger RNA, 751 nt
Organism: Ooceraea biroi (clonal raider ant)
Lineage: Eukaryota; Metazoa; Arthropoda; Insecta; Hymenoptera; Formicidae
Source: RefSeq, a predicted model, not a curated record
ACAUCUAAGAGGUUAAAAGUAUAGUUCCGUCGUGUUUCGUCGUAUCAGUCGGAUCUCCAUUUUCCUUGUUCAGUUUCCUUGUUGUUGUGAAAAUUAUAAAUGAUUACAAAAUGCCGAAGUACUGCAGUGCACCGAGAUGUGCAAAUUCUAAUAAAAACGGAUAUUGCCUAACAACAUUACCCGACGAUGAAAGAAGAGAAGCGUGGAUUACUGCUAGUGGAAUUACGGAUUGGAAGCCCACAAAAACCGCUGCACUGUGCGAAGUUCAUAAAGCAUUAUCUUCCAAAAAGGAGAAUGCAGAAGAGAAGCUCUUAGUAAUCUACAAGGAAAUGGAAGGACAGUUAAAUAAUAUUAAGGAGGACAAUGAAAUUUUAAAAGAAAGAGUUCAUCGUUUACAAGAUGAUUUGGUACAUAUUAAAUCCUUUGGUUUCCAUAUAAUGCACUAAAUAUUUGAUAAUAUUGGUUACUUCUACCUAUUUUUCAAUUGUACAUAUUUUAUAAAAUGAUUGUUGGCAAAUAACUGAUAUUGUGCUACUACUUCGAUUUCAAUAUCAAUUUAUAAUAGUAUUUCAAUUGUGUACUAAUACUAAUAGUCUUGUAUCGGUAUCGUAUAAUCUUGUAUCUGUAUAAUAAUCUUGUAUAGUUUAUUUAAUAUAUGAAAGCGUGUUACUUACGUCAUUUAAUAGAAGUAAUAAGUAUAAGUUUGUAAGUAGAAUAUAUUAUAAUAAUAAUAUAAUUUUGGAGAAUAAAA